Tigriopus californicus is the source of this 1885-nucleotide messenger RNA. RefSeq names its product sortilin-related receptor-like. Bases 178 to 1776 code for a protein of 532 amino acids. The transcript is spliced from 11 exons. Gene Ontology annotation, molecular function: protein binding. Lineage: Eukaryota; Metazoa; Arthropoda; Copepoda; Harpacticoida; Harpacticidae. The record is from RefSeq and is a predicted model, not a curated record.
AGUUGCAUUCGUGACUCAAACAGGAGCACAUGUGAGCAGCCGAGUGCUUGGUGUCAGACUAAUCACUUCCUUGAGCGUUAGGAAGUGAUUGCUUUCCGUAGAUGAGGCCUUGAAGUGAGAACACGCUAACAUGGACUGAAAGGGAUUCUCUUUUUAACCAAGAUAUCUUCCCAUUGAAUGAAUGGCCUUCUUUUGCUUUCCUACCUUUGGACAUCCAACGCAAUGGGAUUCGAUGAGAAUCAAUUUGGACAUGCGAGAAAACAAUCCGUGGGCCACUGGAGUUGGAGACUUGGUCAAAAAUUAAAACUUGCCCUGGUUCAUCAUCAUUUCGGAAAAUGGGUAGCCUUGGUCACCAUCCUGGCCGUGUCCGUCGUCAACCAAUGCAGUGCGACUAGUGUUAAUGAGAUUUCUACAAAUCCGGACCCACUCGUGUGUACAACAGACAAAGAGUGCUUGAUGAAAAACAGUUAUUGUGAAUCUGUCCCCCUUUCGAGUGGUAGUGUUGUUGUUGUUGGUGAUGGUGUUGGUAAAAGCGGAGAAUGCCGGUGUCUGAAGCAUUUUUACAAUUACAAGAACAAAGAAUGUUUACCAGGCAAGCUUCUCUCGUUCCCCUGCCAUCUGGAUGCACAAUGCCAAGGGCGAGUGGCUCACAGCCUUUGCGUUCAAGGUCACUGCGCUUGUUCUCGGGGAACCGUGGCCUUUCACAGGCACACUUGUGUCAAAGGAGCCUCUUUAGAAGAGGUGUGUUAUUCUAAUCAACAGUGCCAUUUAGAAGAUCCCAACACUUUCUGUCAAUUCAUAUUAAGGAACGUGUUUGGCCGAUGCAAAUGCGAGUUUGGAACUGAUCCUCGGACUGGGAAAUGCAAGGAGCGCUUCAAAGUUCUGGGCUCCACGUGCUACAUUCCCGGGCCUUGUGAGGGCAUCUCUAAUUCCCUUUGUGUGCCCAACGAUGUUCAAGAGGCCUUUUGCCGAUGUAGGCCUGGGUUCAUUCCCUAUAACGACAGAUCCUGCCUUCCACCCAUAACACUUAAGGGAAUUGGAUCGUUUCGUCCCCGCUCCGUGUCACUGGGCUACCCAUGCGAUUCGGACGCCCAAUGCCAAUCCUCCGAUCUCAGGUCGAUUUGCCAUGAGGGCCUUUGUACGUGCAACUCCACCGUUCAUCGAGACACCCAAUGGAUCAUCACGCGAUUGAGAAGGCGUUUCCCGCGGAGUCGACACUGGUUUUGUAAUCAAAACAGUCCUCGUCUUUGUCCCAGAGGCACUUUCCAGUGUCGCUCAGAUGGACGGUGCAUCUCGCGUUUUUUUGUCUGCGAUGGAAAACCCGAUUGUGACGAUUCAAGUGAUGAGGAAUGUGAAGCCUUCAAUUGUCCCAAAGCCACAUUCCAAUGUACCUACUCCGGGCAAUGUCUAACCACCUCCAAAGUAUGCGAUGGAACAUUGGAUUGCUCUCAGGGUGAAGAUGAAAAAGGAUGCCAAAACGCUACAGCCAUGGACUGUCCCUCAAGCACUUUCCGAUGCCACGACCGAUCCCAAUGCCUCCCAGGAUACGAGCAAUGCAAUUCUCAGAUUGGAUGUUCUGAUGGCUCGGACGAGAUGGAAUGCCAUGGUAACCCCUGGCGAUUAAAUGAGGACUCUCAAGCUCCCAUUGAUCCCACGUGUCCCUUCCGUUGCCGCAAUGGCAAUUGUCGAGCCUUAGAUGUGGUCUGCUCGGGUAAAGACGGAUGUGGUGACGACUCAGAUGAAGACCAAUGCCAGAUUUGCAAAUGUCCACCUUGAUGAGAUGGAGAAUGCUGGAAGAAAGGACCCGAGUGGGUCAUCUAAGUCGUACAAAUGUCGUUAGAAUCCUAUGAAUGAAGAGAAACCAAUAAAGAAGAGUAUUUAUUUA